Micropterus dolomieu (smallmouth bass) is the source of this 455-nucleotide messenger RNA. Its product is annotated as ferritin, middle subunit-like. Gene Ontology annotation, molecular function: ferrous iron binding; ferric iron binding. Lineage: Eukaryota; Metazoa; Chordata; Actinopteri; Centrarchiformes; Centrarchidae. Gene Ontology annotation, biological process: intracellular iron ion homeostasis; iron ion transport. Gene Ontology annotation, cellular component: cytoplasm. The record is from RefSeq and is a predicted model, not a curated record. The coding region runs from base 45 to 455 and encodes 136 amino acids. The transcript is spliced from 5 exons.
GUUUUUGUACCGUUUUGUUAAUAAAAAGCUAAACGCCAGCUAAAAUGGAGUCCCAAGUGCGUCAGAACUACCACCGCGAGUGCGAGGCCGCCAUCAACCGGAUGGUCAACAUGGAGCUGUACGCUUCUUACACCUACACUUCUAUGGCCUUUUACUUCUCCCGUGACGAUAUGGCCCUUCCAGGCUUUGCCCAUUUCUUCAAGGAAAACAGUGAGGAGAGGGAGCAUGCUCAGAAGCUGCUGUCUUUCCAGAACAAAAGGGGAGGACGCAUCGUCCUGCAGGACGUCAAGAAACCAGAGCGUGAUGAGUGGGGGAGCGGGCUGGAGGCCAUGCAGUGCGCCCUGCAGCUGGAGAAGAAUGUCAACCAGGCUCUGCUGGACCUGCACAAACUGGCCUCUGACCAUGUAGACCCUCAUCUGUGUGACUUCCUGGAGACCCACUACCUGAACGACUAA